AUGUAUGUAGCGCAGAGCCUGCGGGGUUACUUCUGCAGCCCCCUCAAAACGCCGGGAACCUGCCGCCGGCCGCUGCCUGCCCUCGGGCAGAGGUGCACCGCGGGCCCCCACGCCCCGACCCGCGCCCUGCUCCGCCUCUCGCCCCGGAGCGGGCACACACGCCCGGCGCCGGGCGGCCUCGGGGGCUGGCUCUGGCCGCCCUGCGGGCACCAGCGGGGCCGGCCCGGGACGACCCCGCCGUCGAGCGCUGCCCUCAGCCCCGGGGCGGCUCUGGCUGCCGCAAAGGACGCGGCCCCCGGCCCGUCCCCGCGGGGCGGGCGGGCGGGGCGGGAGGCGGGCGCGGCCGAGCGUGACGGCGGAGGGCGGGAGCGGAGCCCGCAGCGAGGAGCGACCCGGCUGCUGCCGCCUCCGCCUCCGCAGCGCCCGUUCGCCCCGCCGAGCGCCAUGGCGGCCGCGGCCGCCGAGCCCAGCAGCGGCCGGUACCAGCAGCUGCAGAACGAAGAGGAGCCAGGCGAGACUGCACCAGUGGUGAACGAUGCCCCUCCGCCUUACAGCAGCAUUUCUGCGGAGAAUGCAGCUUAUUUUGACUACAAGGAUGAGUCAGGAUUUCCUAAGCCUCCAUCUUACAACGUGGCCACAACACUGCCUAGUUAUGAUGAGGCAGAGAGAACCAAGGCUGAAGCCACAAUUCCCUUGGUUCCUGGAAGGGAUGAUGACUUUGUGACACGGGAUGACUUUGAUGACGCCGACCAGCUGAGGAUAGGAAAUGACGGCAUUUUCAUGCUAACUUUCUUCAUGGCAUUCCUCUUCAACUGGAUCGGAUUUUUCCUGUCUUUCUGUCUGACUACUUCAGCUGCAGGACGAUAUGGGGCCAUUUCUGGGUUUGGUCUGUCUCUUAUUAAGUGGAUCCUUAUUGUCAGGUUCUCCACCUAUUUUCCUGGUUACUUUGAUGGCCAGUAUUGGCUUUGGUGGGUCUUCCUUGUACUAGGUUUUCUGCUGUUUCUCAGAGGAUUUAUUAAUUAUGCAAAGGUUAGGAAGAUGCCAGAUACUUUUUCCACUCUCCCCAGAACCAGAGUUCUCUUUAUUUACUAAAGACAGAUGUUUUCUGGCAAAAUGUCUUCCUGCGUUAGUGAAUUCUCCCUCCAGAAGCAACAGGACACCUGCAGGAAGUGAAUCAAGACUCUGGAGCAGAAGAAAAAAUAAUCACCUACUUUAAAAUAAAUAAAUAAAAGUACUGUUGGAAAGAAAAAUGGAAAAGGUGAAGUAUUUCUUUCUGUUUGUUUCUAGGUGUAAAAUUUUAAUAAUUAAUGCAGAAUUCUGUAGUCAUUGAAUCAUUAGUGGCUAUUGUUUGAUAAAGCUAUUGCAGUCGAGUCUGUGACGUGCUGAUAAAGCCUUCUGUAGCUCAUUUCUGUAGUCGCUGGCGAGAGCCCUGCCCCGGAGCCGGCAGGGGACAGGCGUGCUUUAGUUCCUCCUCCAGCCCGGGAGCGGGUUUGGGCUCUGCUCUGUCCCUACAGCCUGCGGGACGUUGGCGCCCGAAGGGGUGAUCUCAAAAGUUGAAGUGAUGGCAUUGCCGUGGUGAUGCACCACUCAGCAGCGCCCGUGCUGGCCCUGGCCGAAAGGAAAAAUGGGUGAGAAAGUAUUGUUUUGAAGGUGGCUCAAGUAUUAAUUUUUUUAAUAGUCUAUAUUCUCAAUGUUGUAGUAUACUUUACUUUCAUACUGCCUACUUUUUGGCCUACGUAGGGGUUUUCACGGUACACGUUGGUAGUGUAAAAAUGAAAGAUCACGUUGCAACUUUGUAUAAAAAAUUACCUUGCAAAACAAAGGCUUUUUUUGGUUUUUCCCCCCUUGGCUUGGGACUUUUGAGACAAUUCCUAACAUACCUGUAAUUCUUGCUUUUAUAAUUUGUGUUAGCAGAGACUAUGAUGCAUUAUAAAUGUAGAUUUAAUGUGCACUUCCGUGCUUUCUGCCAAGUGGUAAUUCACUUUGGAGUUUUACUAUGUUAAAACUGUAAAUAUAGCAGAACAUUAAUAAAUGUCACUUAUC
Messenger RNA from Gavia stellata (red-throated loon), 2043 nucleotides. It is a transcript of the gene NDFIP1, whose product is annotated as Nedd4 family interacting protein 1. NCBI's taxonomy places the organism in Eukaryota, Metazoa, Chordata, Aves, Gaviiformes, Gaviidae. Gene Ontology annotation, biological process: positive regulation of protein ubiquitination; ubiquitin-dependent protein catabolic process; metal ion transport. Gene Ontology annotation, cellular component: Golgi apparatus; perinuclear region of cytoplasm; endoplasmic reticulum. Gene Ontology annotation, molecular function: WW domain binding. The record is from RefSeq and is a predicted model, not a curated record.